Messenger RNA from Suillus subaureus, 220 nucleotides. Its product is annotated as ATP synthase j chain-domain-containing protein. The annotation marks the transcript as partial. Gene Ontology annotation, molecular function: proton transmembrane transporter activity. NCBI's taxonomy places the organism in Eukaryota, Fungi, Basidiomycota, Agaricomycetes, Boletales, Suillaceae. The transcript has 4 exons. Gene Ontology annotation, biological process: proton motive force-driven ATP synthesis. The record is from RefSeq and is a predicted model, not a curated record.
UCUUCCAGUUCACUCCAGCCUUAUAACCAAUCAUCAUGGCAUUUCUCGGUCUUCGUAUUGAGGCCCAUGGCGCCCUUCCUAGCAGCAAGCGCAGUCACCUUUUACCUUGUCUCAAAGAUGCAGGAGAUGGGUGUUCGUUCGGAGACGUACGCCAAGGAUCCUAAAAACCCGUACGGUGCUCAGAUUGCAAAGGAAGCACAUCAUUAGAAGGCAGUUUGAC